UGUGUCUGUGUCCUCCUGCAAACACACACCGCCUGCAGUGCAACUGCUGUCUAUCUGAUCUGAACUGACAUGGCCCUCGAGCAAUGUGUGUGUAUGCAUGCACGCGUACGCACACACAUGCACGCAAACGCACGAAAAGAUCCUUUACAUCUCCUGAGCUAUAAUGGAGAAACAUCUGAGCAGUAAGAUUUUUCAGUGGAGUUGAAGACACACGCGUGUUGAUUUAUUCAUGAAGAUCUUCUGGUGUAUUUGAGCGUCUGAUGGCUUUGACACAGAUUUGCACUUUGCUGAUGGUUGUGUCGUGCGCUGGAGAGAUCUCACGUGUUCAUCUGCAGCGGUGUGUUGCUCUGACUGCUGUCAGGUCCUGUUACAUCCAAAAACAGGGGGUCCUUAAAAAACCCAGAUGAGAGGCGAGAUAACAUCUAAACCAGAGGUCCUGAAGAUCUGCUCUCCUGAAGGGUUCAGCUCAUCAAGAAACUGUUUUAUUAUCUAUCAGAGCCUCAUUAAUAAAACACAAUAUUUAUUUUCUGUCUUUAUAGUGCCGAGAGAGAGAGAGAGAGAGACCUGUGCCAGCCAAUCAGCUCUCAUUUUCAGCUAACAGACACCCCUGCACAUCCAAUCACAGCUUGUAUGUGAGUGAGUAGGCGUGGCUUGCGUUCCAGCAGGGUUACUAUGCAGCUGUGGGCGGGGCUUGAGCGCUGGAGUGGCAGUGCUGUGGAGCGGAGGAGAGAGACGGCAUUGUGUUAUCCGACUGCGCUGCGUGGAUCUGACUGCAGCUCUGCAUGCUUGCAUGCAUGCACGCGCGUGUGCUCAUGUGUGCCAGCGACUGCUGCAUAGCUUCUUCUUCUUCAUCGUCAUCAUCAUCUUCUUCUUUUUCAUCUGGUGUUCAGCGUAAUUCCACAUCAGCAUCCAGGCACGAUCCUGCUCAUCUGUUGCCGUGGUGAUGGGCUGUCGACUGUCAGGGCCGUGGAUGGGCGACGGGAUGGGGGUUCACGGUCGGGAUUUAAGUCACCUGCAGAAACGAGAGGCCUUCCGUAUCCUGGCCAGCUAUGAGCAGCCAAUCACGCUUCAGAUUGAGGGACGAGGUGGGCGGAGCCUGCAGUAUAACAGAACGAUGGAGUGCAGUACGCAGACGGAAAGGUCGUGGGAUCCUCUUCAUCUUGACUCGUGUACCGUACCUCGACUGCCGCACUCCGACAGGUCUUACUAUAAUCACAUGACCCUGCCGGUUAACCGUAGAGAUGGGAGCAGGUAUGAAUAUCUGCCGAACUCAUCCAGAGACCUACAGCACAGAGAACGACCGUCAUAUCAUGACCCAGAGUUCUCCAGUAGAACAUCAAAAAGCCAAAACUGUCUGAUCCGCUGCUGUAACAGCAACCUGGAGGAACCCAGAAGCUUCCAGAGUCAGACUGAUGAUGAAGAUUAUAUGAUGGAGAAACCGCUGGGUUACCUCCCCCUACAUCACGAGCUGGACAGCGGACUCGGCUGGACGGACGGCAGUUUUCAUCAGGGUGAAUUGUCUGGGGUGGAGACGGAGGAGGGGCUGGAGGAGUGCCACGCCCAUAGAGGAGGAGGAGGAUCACCCUCAUCAGAGUCCUUCAUGUCAUCUGAAUUAAGCGACUCGGGGUUCUACAGCGUCAGCACCGGCGAGUUCCUACGCUUCCAGCGUUUACUCGAGAAACGCAUGCGUCAUUACAAUGCUCGCAUGCACCACCAGGGGGAGUCGUGUUCGCGCGCGAGCGGAGGGACAGUCAGAUUAAACACCGCGAGCUGGAGGCCAUCCCGGAGGCGUUGACG
Molecule: messenger RNA, 1797 nt
Organism: Paramisgurnus dabryanus
Lineage: Eukaryota; Metazoa; Chordata; Actinopteri; Cypriniformes; Cobitidae
Source: RefSeq, a predicted model, not a curated record